UGGGAAACUGACAGUUGCCAAAAUUUUGACAGUAGUUCCGACUUUUUGAGUAUAUUUUGCAUUUUUUUGCCAAAAAUCCUAAUUUAAAUAGUGUACGUGUCACACUAGCUGAUAAAAUGAGCGAAUUAUGAUUACCUGAAGUCGGGUUGAAGCAAAAUCAAGUGUAAUGGCAAAAUUCAAGUUGGGUGAAACACGUAUGCAAUUUUAUCAAAAAAUCUGAUAAUGACCGGUCUCUGCCUGUGAAUAUCGGCCUUCCGUGACGAAAUCAUCAUGUUGCCACUGUCGCACAAGGAUAAUUUGCACCGGGGCUUCGGGUCCCGAAUUAAGGAGAAGUUGAACGGGUGGAUGAGGUUAAUUUUUUCCGACAGGAACUCCCGCAAUUUGUUUCUGUUCCUGCUUCUGAACCUCUCGUUUGCGUUUGUAGAGUUAGUUUAUGGUGUAUGGUCUAAUAGCUUAGGUUUAAUAUCCGAUUCCUUCCAUAUGUUUUUCGACUGUACUGGCUUAUUAGCCGGCUUGGCCGCGUCCGUAAUCACGAAAUGGAAAGCCAACGAGAAAUAUUCGUACGGUUACGUCCGUGCUGAGGUUUUGGCCGGUUUUGUUAAUGGGUUGUUUUUGCUUUUUAUCUCGUUUUUUAUCAUGUCGGAAGCUGUAGAGCGUGCAAUAGAGCCCCCUGAGGUGAAACACGAGAGGUUGUUUCUGGUCUCAGUGCUGGGCCUUUUAGUCAAUUUGGUGGGAAUUUACGCCUUCCAGCACGGCCAUGGGCACUCCCACGGUGGUGGCGGCCACGGUCACUCCCAUGGGCACAACCACAACUCCCAUGGUCACUCCCACGACCACACUCUGGACAUAGAUAUAGCAGCAAGUGGUAAUUCGCAAAUAAUGAAAGGAGUGUUCCUCCACAUCCUGGCCGACACUUUGGGAAGUGUUGGUGUAAUAAUUUCGGCAGUGUUAAUGCAAAUGUUCGGUUGGAUGAUUGCUGAUCCAAUUUGUUCGAUGUUUAUUGCGAUUUUAAUAGCGUUAAGUGUGCUAGCGUUGAUUAAAGAUUCCGUUGUUAUUUUAAUGCAGAGACAGCCGUAUGCACUUGAUAAUGUUUUGCCGCAGUGUUACCAGAAAGUGGUCAGUUUGCCAGGCGUUUAUUCGGUGCAAGAGCCCCAUUUUUGGACCCUUUGUAGUGAGGUUUACGUGGGGGCGCUUAAAUUGGAAGUAUCAAAAAAUGUUGAUCCUAAAUAUGUCGUGUCGCACACGCAAAUGAUUUUUGCGUCGGUGGGGGUUAGGCAGAUUUAUGUGCAACUUGACUAUACUCCAAUGUGAUUUUUUAGCUUAAAAAACAUUCCUUCCUGACCCGACAUUUUUUGAUACAAAUUCGCAUUUUGUUAUUUAUUCGAGGCAUUUUCUAGUAUUGAUAAAGCGUUUUAUGUAUACAGUGAUUUAUUUUAAAAGCAAAAUAUAAGUGCGCCGCAGA
This is a messenger RNA of Tribolium castaneum (red flour beetle), 1462 nucleotides long. RefSeq names its product Zinc transporter 86D (gene ZnT86D). The transcript has 3 exons. Gene Ontology annotation, biological process: zinc ion import into Golgi lumen; intracellular zinc ion homeostasis. The coding region runs from base 271 to 1311 and encodes 346 amino acids. Gene Ontology annotation, cellular component: Golgi apparatus; cytoplasmic vesicle; membrane. The record is from RefSeq and is a predicted model, not a curated record. Lineage: Eukaryota; Metazoa; Arthropoda; Insecta; Coleoptera; Tenebrionidae. Gene Ontology annotation, molecular function: zinc ion transmembrane transporter activity.